Dovyalis caffra is the source of this 207-nucleotide messenger RNA. Lineage: Eukaryota; Viridiplantae; Streptophyta; Magnoliopsida; Malpighiales; Salicaceae. The record is from the annotation of a GenBank genome assembly.
AUGAGGCCUGGAGAUGAUAAGAUUACUGGACUUCGGACAAGGUCUGCCAAGGUGGCCCAGUUUCACUUGAAAUAUCUUGGUCUCGGCCCUAGAAUUGCAGUGGAGUGGCCACUGGCCAGAUAUCCAACAUUCGAAGUUCAAACUGCAUUCUACAGAAAUUCAGAUGCAAUCGCUUCUUAUGCUGCCUUGAGUUCGCAUGUUGAUUGA